Aegilops tauschii subsp. strangulata is the source of this 2110-nucleotide messenger RNA. RefSeq lists its product as uncharacterized. Lineage: Eukaryota; Viridiplantae; Streptophyta; Magnoliopsida; Poales; Poaceae. The record is from RefSeq and is a predicted model, not a curated record.
AUGGCCUCUGAAAGGAUGAGAAUUAACAACAUUGCCUCCCUGACCAAUGACAAUGGCAUCAUCGUGGAGGAUCAUGCUGGAAAAGAGGCACUCAUCUUUAAUACCUUCAAGCAAAGAUUGGGCUCGGCAUCACAUCAUGAGAUGAAAUUCAAUCUGGACAGAAUUAUUAAAAAAGUUGAUGGGUUAGAGGAGCUCACUGUUCCAUUCACCACGGAUGAGAUCGAUAAUGUCAUUAAGCUCAUGCUUGCUGACCGUGCACCUGGCCCGGAUGGCUUUAAUGGUGUGUUUCUAAAAUCUUGUUGGCACAUUAUCAAACAUGACUUCUAUAAGCUCUGCUUCCAAUUUUUUGAUGGUAAUCUUAAUCUUGAAUGCAUUAAUGAGGGUUUCAUCACGUUAAUACCCAAAAAUAAUGCCCCAUCAUCAAUCAAUGAUUAUAGACCAAUCACUUUGCUAAACUGCUGUCUCAAAGUCAUAACAAAGCUUCUAGCCAACCGACUGGAAAGAGUGAUCCUACGCAUCAUUCAUCGAAACCAAUAUGGAUUCCUCAAAGGCCGCACCAUACAAGAUUGCCUUGCUUGGGCAUUUGAAUACAUUUACCAAUGCCAGGCCUCUAAGAAAGAUAUUGUGUUACUAAAGCUUGAUUUUGCCAAGGCAUUCGACACUAUUGAUCAUACAGCCAUGCUUACAAUAAUGCAGAAUAUGGGCUUUAAUGACAAGUGGCUGGGCUGGGUACAAUGCAUCUUUGGCUCUAUCGGUCUCAAAAUAAACUUCCACAAGUCUACUUUGAUCCCCAUAAACUGUCAUGAAGACACGUACAACUACAUUGCAAUCACCUUUGGGUGUGUGGUGGGUAAGAUGCCCUUCACAUACCUUGGUUUGCCUAUGGGGACGACCAGGCCAUCUGUGCUAGAUCUGUUCCCUCUUGUUUGUCGGGUGGAACGAAGGCUCUCUGCUACACUCAACAUGAUCUCCUAUGGGGGGGAACUAUCACUCCUCAACUCGGUCAUAACCUCCCUAAUCAUCUUUGCUCUUUGUACUCUCAAGCUGCCAGUGAGCAUUAUUGAACUUUUGGACAAAAUCAGACGCAAAUGCUUAUGGACCAAAAAAACGGAGAAUGGGGAUUCUUGCAACUCUCUUAUCCCCCAUGCAGCUGAUCCCUGCGGGUCCUUUUGGUGGCGAGAUGUGAUGAGACUAAUGCCAAUUUACCGAGGGAUUACAAAAGCCCAAGUUCACACGGGGAAUGACAUUCUCUUCUGGAAGGAUCAUUGGAUGGAUGGUAUUCUGGCAGAAACACACCCGCGGGCUUUUUCGUUCGCCACCCAGGAGGAUAUUUCGGUUAGAGAUUUUUUGGGGGCCACGACUUUGCGCAAAACGUUCCAUCUACCGCUUUCGAUACAGGCGCAUAUAGAGACUAGAGAUCUUCAACGUCUUGUACGUGACAUUCAACUGUACGAUAGCCUCUCGAGGAAUGAUAGCUGGAACUGCACUUGGAUGACUCAGAAGUACUCGGCCAGCAAAUACUACAACUUUUACUUCAGGGAGGUUCAGGCCCAUCAAACUUAUGCCUGGCUUUGGAAGUCCAAGGUUACAAUGAAAAUAAAGGUUUUUGGGUGGCUGCUUCUUUCUGAUAGACUUAACACCAGAAACAUGCUGAAGCGAAGACAUUACAACAUUGGCAAUGACUAUACUUAUCCCCUCUGCGAGUCAAACGUGGAAGAAACACUUGAACAUCUUUUCUUUGGUUGUGCUUUCAGCAAGGAUUGCUGGUCUGAUAUUGCCAUUUGCUGGAGUUCUCAGGGCUCACGAUUGGAUUGGAUAAGCAGAGCUAAAACUGUAUGGAACAAGCCAAUGUUCAUGGCAAUAUUUUUACAAGCUGCUUGGAGCAUCUGGAAGGAACGAAAUAAUAAAGUCUUCAGAAGAAUAGCACCCACAAAAACAGCCUGGAUCUCAAGAUUAAAGGAAGACCUAUCUCUCCUAACUCAUAGGGUUGGAGAUAAACAUAUCUCCUUUCUAACCUCCUUUGUAGCUACCCUUUGACUUGUUACUUUCCCACCCCAACCAUCCCCAAAGGGGAUGGCAUGUACAGAUCCAUGUGUAAAUCCCCCCAUUU